Meriones unguiculatus (Mongolian gerbil) is the source of this 10596-nucleotide messenger RNA. RefSeq names its product ubiquitin carboxyl-terminal hydrolase 29-like. Gene Ontology annotation, molecular function: cysteine-type deubiquitinase activity; cysteine-type endopeptidase activity. Lineage: Eukaryota; Metazoa; Chordata; Mammalia; Rodentia; Muridae. Gene Ontology annotation, cellular component: nucleus; cytosol. The transcript has 7 exons. Gene Ontology annotation, biological process: protein deubiquitination; G1/S transition of mitotic cell cycle. The record is from RefSeq and is a predicted model, not a curated record. The coding region runs from base 1666 to 4350 and encodes 894 amino acids.
UUGUCAGGGUCCUCUGCAGAGGCGGAGCUUCCUCUCGGACCAAUCCAAGACCCUGUUGCCCGCUUCUGGCCCUCGCCACGCCUCUCAUACCCUGCCAAUCAGACUGCGGUUGUCAAGGCAACAGCUUGGCGCCAAGGCACGGAGUUGACGUCAGCGGAGUCAGUGUUAGGGGCCCCCAAGCAGGGUCUGGAAAAGGGGGAUGGGAUGUGGGUGUGAAUGGACGCAGCCCCCCCAAAGAAAUCGAGGUGAAACAGAAAUACCUACUAAUGAUGCCCCAAUGCAAAACCUGAGAAGAAAGAGGGGGAAAAAGGACAAGCAUAUAUUUGCCUAAAAUCGGAGGAAAAAAGGAAAAGAAAAACUACGAAAAAUCGAGACAGAAACACAUACGUUGAGGUCUAACCACGAAUGAUAAAGGUAGAAGAAAGGACUUUUCUGCCUGCAACACCCAAGCACUAAGCUAAUUUCCUUAAUAAACAAGAAGCUAUUGGAAAGCAACAAGGGAAAGACAAAAGCAAACCAAGAAAAAAAAAAGGGGGGGGCGCAAAGAGACUUCGAGUCACAGGACAAUACAAAUGGCUGGAAGAAUCAUGACCUGACUCUGCAUAGCGAAAUGCCAACCUGAGAUAGCGGGUGAAGGCGGCUUAUGGCAGUGCGCUGAAUCGCAUGCUGUCAUCUACCAUUGCGUGAAUCCACUGCGUAGAAUAGCAGGAAAUUGCGAGGGAGUGAGCAGGUAGACUACCAAGCCUGCCUCUGAAAGAAGAAAUUCCUGUUACCGGAAAAAAUAACAGGGGUAUCGCUGCCAUAAAGGACCAGAUCGUAAUAGAGUCAAUGAAAUAAAACUCGUUGCUGAAGUUUGUAGAAACGAAAUGUUGUUGCUUCCAAGCGUGCAGUGGCAUUUUCCUGAGGCUCUAUGACCUGUGAUACCAUAACAGGCUGAAGGCUCAAGCAGAUGAGAAUCCAGCUGUUCCCUAUCAAGGCUGACCCUGAAGAGAUUUGCAGAGAUGUAAAACGAUGCUACCAGAGGAGAGCUUCAGUUGGAUCUUCAGCAGGUGACGGCACCUGGUCCAGGGGCUCUUUUGUCUUGCACUGUGGACAUUCAACUCUGGAGAAUUCUUUGCUUUUUCUGUGUUACAUGACACACAACCUGCAGAAGACCAAGGGAGGAGGCGCCAUCCCUACCCCUCUCUGAACAGAGGAAGGUAGACCACAACAGCUGGGCUGAAUCGCUUGUCAGCAUCAGAGAGCAAGACUUACUGAAGAAUUCCUCACUCAUGGUGACAGAGUGAGUCCUGACUAAGGCCAUCUGAGAGGAGGUGCUGAAAGAGCUGUUCUUAUAGGCCACAGGAAUCAAGAGUUAAAUAUACAUUUAACAACCUGCAGCAGGACCCUGAGCAGCCCUCCACAGCUGUGACACGCCUGCGUAGACAUCUGGAGGUGGGUCUGAGUCUGGAAGCUGCAAUCAGAAAAGCCAGCACCAGAACAACAGCCCUACUCAGUAACCUCCUAUCUUCUUAACUGCCUCAUUUGCGUGAGAGACUAGAACUUGACCGGAACAUCCACUGGCUCCACUCUUCAUCGGGGAGAAGAGCAGCGGCACCAGUGAGGAGACGUACGUUGCUGCCUCACUUCACUUAAGAUUAUACAUAUUUUAUCUGUAAAGAAAGAAUGGCUCAUCUAAAGAUGCAUGGUUUUGUCCAAAUCCGAAGCAAGGACAGGAGCAAGCACACCAGAGCAUCUCAGUGGAAAUCAGCAGACCUCCAAAUAGUAGAAAGAAAACAGAAAGUUAAUCUGGUGGUUUCUUUCAAGUUGGAAGAAAGGAGAAGGGUUUUUCAGCUGGAUGAUAAUGUUGCCAAUGUCGAGGUUGGAGAUUGUGAGCUGGAACUGCAUUACCUGCAUUUAACGUUGAGAGAUGGCACUUCCUUACUCAUUGACAAGUUAUCCUCCACAGACUUCGAACAUUUGAAGUCAUCCCUGGAUUUGUUUAUUCCAUGUGAAUCUCAACAACCUCUGGAGCCCAAGAGUAAUUAUGAUGUUCCUGAAAACAGUGUUCCAUUCUGUGGGGAGCACCACGAGCCAGUUUGUGGACCUCUGAAUACCACAACAGGAACUGGGAUACCAUUCUCCAGAAAGAUGCCAAUUUCUGUGUCAGACUCCACCAGCUGUCAUGUUGGAAAAAAGAGAGAAGGAAAACGAGGUGAAAAGAGGAAGACAGCAACAUCAUCCAGUAUAGAAACGAAUGAGGACAUUUUCAAAGAAAGUAAUCUUGAACCAAAAAAGAAAUCCAAGAAUGUAAGAAGCAAAGCAGAGAAAUUGAUGGCUGUAAGAGAUCAGGAAAUGUAUAACAGUUGGGAAAUUGACCCUUUGCUUUUAUUCAGUCCCAACUCCUAUGAAAAGCCUAGCCUAGGUGACACCACUUUUCCAUUCCCAAAAUAUUUUGAUGAAAGAAAUGGACCAAAGCAACUAAAACGUGAAGGCUUCCCCAAUUUGGGAAAUACCUGUUACAUGAAUUCCAUUUUACAGUCUGUCUUUGGGAUCCCAACCUUUGCAAAGGACUUACUCACACAAGGUAUUCCAUUUGACAGUGUUUCCGGUGAUGAUCUUAUCAAGCCCUUAACUCAACUUCUUGUGGUGAAAGACAUUCAAGAUGUAGACAUUAAGGGAGCAUUCCUCAUGAAUGUGAUGAGAAGCAUUUCCAUGGUUACAGACACAUUCUCCUACAAUGAACAGAAUGAUGCCCAUGAAUUCUUAAGUGUGUGUUUAGACCUAUUAAAACUGAGCAUGGAAAAACUAAAUACCAUGUGGAAUGCUGAGAGAGAGAACAAAGGUGAGAAAUCAUCUUCACUAAUGUAUGCUGGGACUGCUGCUUUCAAAAGGUUUGUUUGUCCCGUUCGUGCUAAUUUUGAAAUUGAGCUACAAAAAUCCAUUAUUUGUGAAGGUUGUGGUGAGGCUACUCUCAAAACUGAAGUGAGUAAUUACCUCUCCAUUGACCUGCACCAAGGGACAAAAGAAAGCCCUCUAUCAAUUCAAAGGUCUUUUGAUCUGUUCUUUAAACCAGAAAAGAUUGAGCAUAAUUGUGAGAAAUGCAAGAACAAGAAUUCUGUUCUCAGGUACACAUUGAGGAGACUCCCCAAGGUCCUCAUAGUUCAUCUGAAACGCUACCAAGUUACCACUGACAAGUUGCUGGUGAAGAGUCAGCAGCCAGUUGAGAUUUCUAAGUAUUUAAAUAUAUCUUCCCAUUGCAAUAGAAACAGGAAUCCACCAUUUCCCUUGGACAAUACAUCCCCUAAUGGUGACUAUGAUAUCUCAAAUGUUUCUCAAGGGGUGAUGCCUAAGAUCCUCAACCAGUCAAUGCCAUCUAGAAAGGUGACUUCAGAAACCAGUGAUCCCACAAUUCUUCAGGUUGAGUGUGAUGAGGAUGCUGAAAUACAAAACUUCCUGAGAAUGUACAAGGAUGCAGGUGAGGAACAGCAGCAGAGAGACUUGGAAAGUGGUUCUAAGCUGGAGCCUGAACUAGUGAAGACAGAAUACAGGAUGCUCAGUGAAAAGACCUUGCUAGCAGCUGACUCAGUGGGUGAAGGAAAAGGCUUCCUCUCUAUGAUCUGUGAGCCUGUCAGCAUCCAAGACCCAGGUCUUACAGAGGUACCCGAUGAUGCAGAUUUUAAGGACUAUGAGAAAGUUAUUGUACAUGAAGAGUCAGAUUAUCACACUACCACUGAGUUGUCAAAAUAUUUUUGUGAUCUUAAAGAAUGGAAGAUUCUAGAAGGAUCUCAAGAAAUGGUGGAACAGCUCUACCAGAUUCAUGGGAAUGGAAUGCGCAAUGAAUUGCUUCUGCAGGCAUCAUAUCCAAGUGUUAGUACUCAGAAAGGCACAGGGAAGGGUAUGAGUAGGUCUUCAGAAUUGAGAGCUCAGGUAGAUGAUCCACAUUCCCUUGGUGUGUUUGGUCCUGAUAACAAUCCUAAAAAUAACAAUGUUACAGAACGCAACAACAUAGUAAAUGCCACUGAGGAAUCAAAUGUGGAGAUGGAAGAUGAUCCUCAGAAUUACAGGCUUGUCAGUGUUGUCAGCCAUUUUGGGAGCUCCCCAAAUUCAGGCCAUUAUGUAAGUGAUGUGUAUGAUUUUCAAAGGCAGGCAUGGCUCCUGUACAGUGAUAUGGAAGUGUUUGAGAUUCCAGAUUCCUUUAUUCAAGAGGGCAGGCGUCACACUGGCUACAUUUUUUUUUACAUGCAUAAUGAAGUUUUUGAGGAACUGUUGAAAAAGGCAUUAGAGUGCAAGUUUACUAGUACAUCUAAAGGGGAAACCAAGGAAAUAGAUCUCUCGACAUUGUUUUUUGGCUUAACAGACAUCAUAUGAUCACAAUGAAAGAUCAUAUCACUGAAGAUGAAAAUUCAGUAAAACAAAAACAAUACAUGUUAACUUCCAAAAAGGUUAAAUGUGGUUUUUCUAAUAUUGUUUUAAUUUGUUCUUCAUUUGUUUGCUCAGUAGCUAAAGAGUGCAUACUGCUUUUAUAGAAAACCCAAGCUUGAUUUCCCAGUACCUGUGUUGAGUGCGAGUGUAUGUAUGUGUUCUUGGAGGCAGAAGGCAUAGUAUACCCUAGAGCAGUAGUUUCCGCUUUUAAACACUAAGCCAUCUCUUGGCCUUCAUUUUAAUUCUAGUAUAUGUGCUAUCCACAUGGGCAAAACACAGUGGUUCCUAAAUGUCAUUCUGAACCAGCACAACACAGCAAGCAACUAAUCAUAAGCCCAAAUGUUGUGGUCCAUUCUCAUAACAGGUUCAGAAACAACCCUGAUGGACUUAAAAAGUUUGAGAGACAAAUUUAGAAUGUCUUAUUUUGUUAGUGGAUGUAUAAAUUGUUCAUGUCCUCCAGAGGACUUUCAUCGUGUUUUCCCUAAAUUACUGUUCUUUUAUCAAUUUAUUAAAACCACUGUUUCCUAUGUGUUUGUGACUAUUGAUGAAAUUAUCCAGCUGCCCACCAACUGGUUUUGUCCUUCCUUCUCUGGCAGGGUUACACAGGAAAUGAAAUACUAUGAUAAAUUUGCAGAUUCAAAAGCACCCUCAAGGGCUCAGUGGGUAAAAACACCUGCCACAAAGCCUUAUGGCCCACUCAUACAAGUUCUCCUCUGACCUCUAGAGAAGCUAGCACAUGUGCACUCACAUAAAUGAAUGGACAUGUAAAAAUCUAAUAAUUUUGGGGGAUCUCAUUAUGUAGCUCUGGCUGGCUUGGAAUUCUAGUAGAUUGUCUGCACCACCAUGCCUAGCAUAAUAAUUUUCUUUAGGGCAUCUUUUAAGAUUGGUUUUCUGAAUGGCAGAUGGAUGGACUAGCUUAGCCAGAUGAUGUAACUCAUGCCUAUAAUCUCAGUUUUCAGGAGGCAGAUUUAAGACCCUCACCCCUACCACCAGUCCUACAAAGGACUAAUUGAAGAUGUUCUCUUCUGGCUACCUUACCUUCCAGCGUCCUGUGUGAACUUGGCUUUGCCGGGCAGAUCCAUUCAUAGGUGACUUGGCAAAUUAGAAGCAGCCAAAGUGUUGCAACAGAUUGGAUUAAAAAAAAAAAUCGUUUCCACCCCCAAAACCCAAACAGGAAACUAACUGGUUGGGGUUAUCAUUUACAGAUUGCUUUUUCUCCAAUCCACCAGUUGAGAUAAAUUACUCUCCUUUGAAAAAUCAAGUGAGAUGGAGAAGUACAGGGAUUUAAAAUCAGAAAAAGAUGCCUACCCAUUCCUCUUCCUUCCCAACCAUUAAAAAAAACAGUUUUCUACUUAUUUAUGUCACUGUGUCUUUGUGUGUGGUAACUUCAAGGCCAGAAGAGAACAUCAGAUCACGUCAAGCUAGAAUUCAGGCAGAUGUGAGCCAUUUAGUAUGGAUUCUGCGGAUUAAACUAAGGUUCUCUGUAAGAGGGCAAAUGAUCUUAACUCCUGAAUCAUAUGUUUAGCAACUCACUCUUUGAAAUUAGUGUGUGUGUGAACCACAAUUUGUAGGUGGACAGUAGAGGACAAUUUGUGGAAGUUAGUUCUCUCCUUCUAUUAUGUGGGUCCCAGGAAUCAAACUCAAGUUGCUGAGCUCUGCUCCAAGUGCCUCUAUCCCGCUGAGCCACCUUACCCAAGGCUGGCCUUGAACUCCUGAGCUCUCAUCUGCAACCUUCACGUUCCAAGAUUGCAGGCAUGUGCCAUCACUCCUAUUCCCUUUCACAACUUUUAAGAUGUCUAAUGGGUUGAUUUUAGGAUAUAGUUUAGUGUUAGAGUAAGUGAAUCCCAUAUGUAAGGCUCCGAGUCCCAUCCUCAGUAUUGUGUGUGACAAUACACAUAGUGUUACUUAUGGUAUCACUUGGAACUCCAAGGCUUUUUAUUUAACAACAAAAAGUUCCAAAUAUAUAACCAACCUGGCACAUAUUGUUAAGCAAUAUAAUGUUACAUUUUCUGAUGUGAACUAUUAAAAAUGGCUACCACUAGUUAUUAGUCACUAGAAAAAAAAAUUCCAUGAGAACAAACAAAAAUUCCAUGAAGGUUUUGGACACAUUUGGUUUAUCAGUAUCUCUUUAGUCAUGUUAGUUAAAAGGUACUUUAAAUAUUUGCUGCGUGGCAGACAUGGUGUCAUGUACUCAGAUACUCAGAUACUCAGGAGGCUGAGGCAUGAGGAUCACCUGGGCUCAGAAGUCAAAACCCAGCCUGGGCAAUAUAACAAGACUCCAUUUCAAGAAUACCAUACCAAGGGCUGGAGAGAUGGCACUAGAGCUAAUAGAAUUGUCUGCUCUUCCAGAGGACUUGGAUUCAAUUCCUAGCACCCACAUGGCCAUCCACAAAAGAGAUGAUCACAACCAUCUGUUAACUCCAGUCUUGGCAGAACUGAUGCCUUCUGCUGGCCUCCAUGUGCACCAGGCACAUAUGUGGCACAAACAUACAUGCAGGCAAAACACAUACCCACAUAAAAUAUGUAAAUUAAAAUAAAUACCAAAAUAGGAAGCUACAGAGAUAGCUCAGUAUUUAGGAGCACUUGCUGCUCUUCCAGAGGAAUGAAGUCAGUUCCCUGCACCCAGUUCAGGCAGCUCACAACCACUUGUAACUCGUUGGGACUUGAUGUCAUCUAGCUUGCCUAGGCAUCUGAACAUACAUGAUAUACAUAUACACAUACAUUUUGAAAAGACAAAACAAGUAUCUAUGGAUGAAUGAGUUAAACCUGUUCUCAAAAGAUAGCCACAGUGAGUUUAAGUUCUCUAUGUUCAUGUUCUCUGUGAUGGACUCAAAACUGUAGAACAUUUUGCAGUCAAUUUUCGGAAUGAUUAUUUUAUACCAUCCUAUAAAGGAAGAGUUUCCCAUACUUUUGAAGAGCUCAAAGUCCCUAGCUAGUGUGAAUUCUUUUCUGGUGUCCAUCAAGAUAUGACUUGUAAGCAAAAGCUUUUCCACACUCAGAGCAUUUAUAAGGUUUUUGCCCAGUAUGGAGCUUUUUAUGAAAAUCAAGGUGUUCUUUUUGGCUGAAGGAUUUCCCACAUUCAUUACACACAUAGGCUUUCUCUCCACUGUGAAUUUUCUGAUGAACACGGAGGUUUGACUUCACAGUGAAAACUUUCCCACAUCUUUUACAGCCAUCUGAUUUUUCUUCAGAGUAGAUUUUUUUAAUGUUGAGUAAGGUUUUUCUUCUAGACAAAAGCCCUGUCGCAGAGAUGACACUCGCAAGCGCUCACACCAGCAUGGAUUCUCUCAUGAUUGAUGGCAUUUGCUUUCUGGGCAAAAGCCUUUUUACACAGUACACACUUGUAGGGUUUCUCUCCCAUGUGUGUUCUCUGGUGUUUCACAAGAGAGACUUCCAAAUGAAAGAUUUCAUACAGUGCUUACAUCAGUACAGCUUCUCUUUGUGAAUGUUUUUAUGUUGACUGAAGGUUGAGUUUUGUUUGAAAGACUUGCCACAUACAUUGCACUCAUAGGCUUUCUCUUCAUGGUGGAUUUUCUUAUGAUUACUGUAAGAUGACACCCAGGAGAAGGCUUUCCACAAGCUUCACAUUUAAAGGGUUUCUCUUUGGCAUUAAUUUUCUGAUGUUGAACAAGAUUGGUCUUCUGCCUGUAGGCUUUUCCACACUCAGCACACUGAUAGACUUUUCUCUCUGGAUGAGUUUUCUUAUGUUUAUUCAGUUUUCAAAGCAUUCUGAAUGCUCUUCCACAUUUAUUGUAUUUAAAGGAAUUUUUCCCAUUAUGGAUCCUCCUAUGCCUCUGAAGACAUGGCUUCGAGUUCAGUAACUUUCCACAGACAUUAUAUUCAAACUGCAUUUCCAAAGAUUUGCAUGAAUUAAGGACAAUUGAUUUUUUUAUAUUUGUGAGAAUUGUUUUUCAUACACUGCUUCCUAUCAAAAUUAUGCCUCAAAUGCCUUCUAGGUAUACAGUAUUCCAAGAGCCUGAUUCUUGAAGGAACAUCAUUGCUUGGGAGAAACAUUUUUUUCAUGUGUAGUGCCUUUUUGCUCAGUGAAUGUUUUCUUGUGGAUGGAUACAGCUCCUCUCUUGAGACUCUUCUCCACAUUCACUGACAUUUCAACCUAUCUUUCAACAUCCUCAUCUUCUUCUGAAAUAAAUGUAUAGUGAGAAACUUUCCACUCUUGUGGUUUGACAUGGAUAUGCUACAAAUCACAAAGUGGGGCCAUUCUGAUCUCAGAGAAUUGGACUUAGUCUAGCUUCAGCAGGCAAGUAGCUGAUCAGCUAUGCCCACCAAGCAGGUGGGCUACCAGGGUCAACUGCUGCUAGUGCUAGUCAACAGGGGCUGAAGAGAUGCCUUCUUUUGGACUCACAUGAACAUACAUACACACACACACACACACACACACACACACACACACACACACUACAUUUAGAAAAAAUAUCUUUAAAACAACAACAAAAGGGCUGUGGAGAUGGCUCAAUGCAUAAAGUAUUAGCUGUGCAAGUGUUAGGACCUGAGUUUGGAUGUGCAGAACUCAAAUUAAAACUGUCAUGGUCUGAAAUGUCAGCAAAGCAGAGACUGAAGAAUUCCUGAAGGCUCAUGGACUAGCUAGUCUGCUGGAGGUAGUAGUGAAUGAGAGAUGAGAGAUGUUGUCUUAAAUAAGGUGGAAGGGUAAAAUGAGGCUCCACCUCUAAGGUCCUCUGACCUCCACCUGAUAUGCUAUGACACGAACACACCCAUAGCCAAAUACAUAUACACACCAGAUGAAUGGAUAGAAGGAUGCAAACCCCCCCACAAGAAAAUAGGGGAAAACUAAUAAAACAGCAGCACUACACUUCUCUCCUGCUUCAUCCUAAUCCUGAUUCAUGUAUGAUAUCCCCAUAGUAAAAAGUGGCUGGAAAGCAAAUCUGCUCACCCUUGAGCAGGUGCUUAUGUAUUUCAGAUUUCAGACUUCAGGCAGUCGCUCCACCUACCCACAAAGCCCUCCUCACCCACAGAGGCCAGGCUGAUGCAGUUCUCCAACAUCGCAUCCUUAUAUAAGCUUUUCUGAUCAGGGUUCAACCCCUGCCACUCCUCUGAGGUGAAGCUCACAGUGAUGUCCUGGAAGGUCACUCUCCCCUGUAAUAGCAAAUUCCCCAUCUGUAGAAAGGUAUCACUACAGCACAAGAAAACCCACAGAAUCAACUAAGCAGGGCUCAUAGCACCUCAUAGAGACUGAAUCAAGAAUCAUGGAGCCUGCAUGAGUCUGACCUAGGCCCUCUGCAUAUAUGAUAUGGUUAUGUAGCUUGGUGUUCCUGUGGGACUCUUAAUGGUAGCAAUGGGGUUGUCUCUGACUCUUUUACCUGCUUUUGGUACCCUUUUACUCCUAUUGGGUUGUCUGGUCCAGCCUUGAUAUGAGGGGAAGUGCCUGGUCUUACUGCAUCUUGCUAUGGCAUGUUUGGUUGAUAUCCCCGGGAGGCCUGCCUGUUUUUCUGAGGGGAAACAGGAGGAGGAAUGGAUAUGGGGGAGGGACUGAGAUGAGAUAAGGGAAGGGAAACUGUGUUUGGAAUAUAAUAUAUGAGAGAUAAAUGAAUAAAUAAAUGUGCUAAAAUUGAAAAAAGAAAAAAAAGGAAGGAUGUCACUGAAGACAGGUGUGUUGGUUAAUGCCUAUAAACUCAGUGUUCAGAAGGUUGAAGAGGGAGAGCUACUGAGUUAGAAGCUAAACAGGGCUAGCUUUUAUGUUCUAGUACAGUCCGGGCUGUAGGGUGAGACCUUGUCCCAAAAUGGUAAAAAGGAUGGGCCUAUGGUGGCACAUGUCUUUAAUCAAAACACUUGGGUGGCAGCAGCAGACACAUCUCUGAGUUUUGGGCCAGCCUGGUCUACUGAUUGAUUUCCAGGAAAGCCAGAGUUACACAGAGAAAUUGUGUCUCAAAAAACAAACAAAUAAACAAACAAAUCCAGGCUUGUGGUGCACACCUGUAAUCUCAGCACUCAAGGAGGCAGAGGCAGGUGGAUCUCUGUUAUUUCAAGGCCAGCCUAGUCUACAGAGUGAGUCCAGGACAGCCAAGCCUACACAGAGAAACCCUGUCUCAAAAAACAAAAAACAAAAAAGAAAGAAAACAAACAAAAAACAAAACAACAGAUAGCCCAGUCAACCUCCCCCAAACCAAACCAAGCCACAAACCUGAACCAAACCAAACCAAACUGAUAACAAAAGAA